GCCCGCCCGCGCGCGGGGCGCCUUCCCUCCGGGUCCCGCAGCCUGCGCGGCGCACUCGUCCCCGCAGCGCCCUUGUCCCGGAGUGCAUGGGAGAGUAGCGGCGGCGGCCCCGGCGGCAGCGGCGGCGGCGGCCCGGCCCCAUGUUUUCGCCCAGCCAGGAGGAGCACUGCGCGCCCAACAAGGAGCCCGUCAAAUACGGGGAGCUCGUGGUCCUGGGGUACAAUGGCUCCCUCCCUAACGGUGAUCGGGGACGUAGGAAAAGCAGGUUUGCUCUUUAUAAAAGACCCAAAGCGAACGGCGUCAAACCCAGCACGGUUCAUGUCAUUUCAACACCUCAGGCAUCCAAGGCCAUCAGCUGUAAAGGGCAGCACAGCAUCUCCUACACUCUCUCAAGAAACCAGACCGUUGUAGUGGAAUAUACCCACGAUAAGGAUACUGAUAUGUUUCAGGUUGGCCGAUCAACAGAAAGUCCCAUAGAUUUUGUUGUGACGGAUACAAUUUCGGGCAGCCAAAACAGCGAUGAAACGCAGAUCACCCAAAGCACCAUCUCCAGGUUUGCGUGCCGCAUUGUCUGUGAUAGGAAUGUGCCAUAUACAGCCAGAAUCUUUGCAGCAGGAUUUGACUCGUCAAAAAACAUAUUCCUUGGGGAAAAAGCAGCAAAGUGGAAGAAUCCCGACGGACACAUGGAUGGGCUAACGACUAAUGGCGUUCUAGUCAUGCAUCCCAAAGGGGGGUUUACAGAAGAAUCUAAGCCUGGGGUCUGGCGUGAAAUUUCGGUCUGCGGUGAUGUAUAUACUCUGCGUGAAACAAGAUCUGCCCAGCAAAGAGGCAAGCUAGUAGAGAACGAGACCAACGUCCUCCAGGAUGGCUCGCUCAUCGACCUGUGCGGGGCCACGCUGCUGUGGAGGACGGCCGAGGGCUUGCUGCACACGCCCACCCAGAAGCACAUCGAGGCCCUGCGGCAGGAGAUCAACGCGGCCCGGCCCCAGUGCCCCGUGGGGCUGAACACGCUGGCCUUCCCCAGCAUCAGCCGCAAGGAGGUGGUGGAAGAGAAGCAGCCGUGGGCGUACCUCAGCUGCGGCCACGUCCACGGCUACCACAACUGGGGGCACCGCAGCGACACGGAGGCCAACGAGCGCGAGUGCCCCAUGUGCCGAACCGUGGGCCCCUACGUCCCCCUCUGGCUGGGGUGCGAGGCGGGCUUUUACGUCGACGCUGGCCCGCCGACUUACGCGUUCACUCCUUGCGGGCACGUGUGCUCCGAGAAGUCCGCCAAGUACUGGUCGCAGAUCCCGCUGCCCCACGGCACCCACGCCUUCCACGCCGCCUGCCCCUUCUGUGCCACGCAGCUCACCGGCGAGCAGAACUGCGUCAAGCUCAUUUUUCAGGGUCCAAUCGACUGAUGCCGCCGUUUUGCAGACGACCACGAGGAAGCUAAUCCCGUUAACGAUUUACUGUGAAGAUAAAGAAUUUGCCACUAACUCUAGCUUUUACCUUUUUUAUAGGAUUGUUAUUAAUCAGGGCUUUUGCGGGUGGGCCUCGGCUGCGAGCAUUGUGAAGUGUGAAGGUACACGGAUACCUGAACCAAACGGAGAUCAGUGGCAUUGCAUGCUGAGCGGCAGCUUGUUCGUGACAUCUUCUCGGUCAAAUUGUAGUAUAUUUGUAAUGUUUGUAAGAUCAGAAGAAAAAAUACAAUGUCUUAAUGAUUUUUUUAACCUUGGAUUUUUUAACAGAAAUGCUUUUCUUCUAAACUUUGACAAGCCUUUAAAACACGUAUUUUUUCAACCUAAAAGGAGCAUACAGAAUGUAAUUCGUCUGUCCUGUCUAUUUUUCUCUUUUCUCUCUCUUUUUAAUUUGCAAUAUAACUAACUUGAAUAGUUCAUUCUCAAGGAGGAUGGACUGAAUGUGUGGGCAAACCCAGGUGAAUGUUGACUGUAUACCUGCAGUAACCCAGCCGUGAACACAAAGCAGCUGGCUUCAGGAAGCAGAGCACAAAAGCUUGACAGAACUCUGCAGUUUGGGCUAAUGCCACUCUCCAAAAAAAGGAAAGAAAGAAAGAUGCAAGUACUUGAAAUUUGGAGGUCAUGGACUGCUGGCUUGUGUCUGUCUUUGACACCAAGUUCCUGUGUCCAUCAAUGCUUGUAACUGAUAAUGUGAGAAGGCUUAAAAAUACGGGUUGCUUGUCCCCUUCCACUGUGUAGGACGUGUCCUUUUGUGUGCAGCAAAGAGUUUCCGAGUGAGCAGAAUUAUCCGGCGGCCACUAAAUGACCAUCCUGCUCUGUCUUGCGCUGACUGUACCCCUCACAGAUUUGUCCUGCCAGGCUCAGAAUUAGGCCCGGUUUCUCACUAGCUUGUCUUACCUUCCUGCAGAGGGGGAAAAUGGCUUUUCUCUGGCUUCGUUCCAAGCCAUCCCUGUCUGUUUGAAGGGCCCUCCAUGUGUUCCCAAGUCUGUCAUUCAUUUCCUCCCCAACUAGGCUGCCCCUACUGACACGUCCCCAUCGUUUAAAGUUGUCCCUGUCACCCCCUUGAUUGAGGCUGUGGGGAAGUGGCUCUGUUGUCAGUGUAGUGAGAAGGAUGUGGGACCUUUGUGAUGCAUGAAAGUCAUUUUGAUAAAAAUCUGGUGAAGACAAGGCAAGGUAUUUCAUCAGCUCUUUUCGGUUCUGCAUCUGGUUUUAGUUGUUUUGGGGUUCUUUCCCUGUCCAGCCAUCUUCGCCAUUUUAUCAGUUUUCUGUCAAUGGCGAAUUCUGCGCUGUGGUUUUCUUUCCACGGAGUAUCGUUUGUCCUUGCAUGCCUUGAGCCUUUAGGCAAAUUGCAGCGUGGCAACUAAUUAUACAUUCUGUUGAAUGGCUUCACUUGCCCUGCUAGCACAAAGGUUUUUGUUUUGUUUUUACAGGACAUACAUCUGCCAGCCUUGGACAGAAUCCAACAGAGAGCUUAGGCUUCUGCCAAUUAUUUCCACCCCAUGGGUUCCUUCCCGCCAUAAGCAAGAUCCACCAUUUAUUCAAGGGAAAUUUAGCACUUCCUUGGGAAAACCCUGAAACUAGCGGAAAUGCUUAUUUCUAGAAGAUGGGUUUGCUUAUCUCCCUUGUGCAAGCUUUGCUGACCUCUCUUCUUUCAGAAACAAGGGUUUCCUCUCAUUUGGAAUUGCCCCGGAAGCACAGAAUUGCUCUUCCCAAGCAAUGGGUAGAGGAGAAUUGGUCCAGGCUUCCAUUGGAUUCUGCCGCUUGAUCAUCAGUGUCGGGCACUCUUGAGUCUGAAAGAUCUGCAGAAGGAUUUCUCAUGAUUCGCAUGUUUUGUAGCUAUUUUAAAAUCAGUAAUGAAAACUAAGCUGUUUUGUUAAACUUGCUUCGGUGAUGCUACCCCCAAUGUGCAAACAUUUUAAAAUAGUUUUAGUUCUGCUGGUUUCUUAACUUUGCAGUUUGCCAUCUGUCCUGUUUUUCUUACCGUCUGAAAAGUGUCAGUUCAUUAUUAUUUUUGUUUGCAAUUGGAAGAAAACACCAAAUGUCACAUUUAAAUAGCCAGGAUUAAUUCUUGCCCUAGGUGACUCGAAACCUUUCAUUUGGAGUGCGGGGAAUAGGAAAGAAGAAAAGUUACUGAUCACUCUGAAAGUUAGGAACUGGGAGUUUCUCAUGAACAUUAACUUGCUGCUUGCUAACAUUGCCAUUGGUGUGGGACAAUUUUUGUGCUUUUUCUUUACCUAUGGAAUUGGAGGUAUUCUGUGCAGAUGUGAAAAAGCCCCCACCCAAAACUCAUUGCACAUCUGGAGUGAACCUGGCAGUUUUGAUCUCCUUUCUGUUAAAUUCACAGCAGUUCCUUGCAAUGCUUGUGUCCUUUGUAUAAAUAUAUAAUUUAUAUGAUUUUAAUAUAUUGUGUAUAUACUUGAAUUGGCCUGUUCAUAUUUUGGAUGUAAUAUUGUUUUAUAGUUAACCUCUUAAACAUUUUCAUGUGUCCAUUGCCCACUGGCUGAUGAGGCAUGUUUUUAAUCUGCUGUUUAAUACGAUUUGGCUGUAUAAAAAGAUCAGCAUUUUGAAGUGGAAACAGCCCUUCCUUUUCUUUGGAAAGGCCACAGAUAGGGCCAGUUGCUUCCAAAACAUGUUGUCCUCGUGCCUUUAAAAGAAACAGCUUUUUGCCUUUGAUUCCACAAGAAAAAACACGUUCUAGUUCUGAUAGCCCUUGCUGCCGUAGCUUGGGAGAUCCACAACAGAUCCCUGUCUUUUCGUGUACGUGACCUGGGGCCCUAUUUGUUCCCCAGUCAAUUCUUCAAGCUGCCUGCUCAAGUAAAAAUGCCGUAAAAUUAAAGGUUUAAAAUGGCUGUGCUUGCCAACGUCUAGGGCAGAAAAACACGGCAGCACAUACUCUCUCUCCCCAAAGGCAUACGCUGUCCCCACAGUUAGAUUUCCUUCACAUGCAAAUAUGUACCUAAAAAUCCCACACCACCAUCGUUGAAGGAGUUAAUAUGGAAGCUGCUCUAGAUGUUUUGAAGGAAGGACCACUGGAUAGACUCGGGGCCCAAUCUUUGAAGCCCUUCCAGGCGUUGUGCAAGGGGACAAGCACAGUUAAGGAUUCAAAAUACUGCUGGCGGGCUUCUGGGGAAAACAAUAUGUCUAGUAGUAAAGGUUUCCCCUCGCCUCUUAACAAGAGUCACCCCUUUUCUUAUUGCAAUGUUUUGUGGGGAAGAAAGCACCAUGAAAAGGCUGUGAGCGCUGAAGGAAUUCCUGGACGGUGCUCCACUUUCCAACAUGGCAACUUUAAUCUGCCUCAAGUUUUUCUGGUGUGCUGUGUGUCUCGAGGGUUUUCCAAGGAAGGCUAGUUUUAAUUCUUCAUAGUUUAUUCAUGUUCAAGGUUAGAUGAGGCUUGUCUUUACUUUCGGCAGUUCCGUGAUGUGUGUUACUCCACCUAAAGAUCAGGCACCGCUCAGAACCUGCACUUGUGUUCUGGUGCGGUUUAGCACAAAAAAUGCAGCAGCCAAGGGAGAAGAGCGCUCUCUGAAGGAGUCAGAAUGGAAGGUCUUUUGUAGUUUCCUUACUUGCUGGCACUGAAAGAUUCUACACCAAUAAUGGGCUUUUCUGGAUUGAUUGAUUGAUUGAUUAAUAUUGUCUCUUUCUGUUGCUGUUUGUUUUGCCUGUUCCUAAGCUUCCCUGACAUAAUUAUAUUGCAUUGAAACUU
Messenger RNA from Varanus komodoensis (Komodo dragon), 5166 nucleotides. RefSeq names its product pellino E3 ubiquitin protein ligase family member 2 (gene PELI2). NCBI's taxonomy places the organism in Eukaryota, Metazoa, Chordata, Lepidosauria, Squamata, Varanidae. The coding region runs from base 141 to 1403 and encodes 420 amino acids. The transcript has 6 exons. Gene Ontology annotation, biological process: protein polyubiquitination; regulation of Toll signaling pathway. Gene Ontology annotation, molecular function: protein binding; ubiquitin protein ligase activity. The record is from RefSeq and is a predicted model, not a curated record.